AUGAAAGGCCCUUCCACUGUCGCUAUUGCUCUCGUUCCCUUCACAGCUGCUAAGCAGCUUGUCUGGCCUUCAAAGUUCGAUUACCUUGAGGAUCUCCAGUACAACCAGGGUGGAUACAACAAGUUUGGAUUCGCUGAUGCUCUGGUAACCUGCAGCUUUGGUAACAGCCAGCCCGGACGGCAAAACUCUGCCGAAUGGAUUCGAACAGCUUUCCACGACGCCGUCACACACGAUGCCAAGGCUGGUACCGGUGGUCUUGACGCUUCCAUCUUCUGGGAGACUACCCGUGCUGAGAACCCUGGUGAUGCUUGGAACAACACCUUCAGCUUCUUCAGCGGCUUCCACAACCAGCGUGCCACUGCUGCCGAUCUCAUCGCUCUCGGCACCGUUGUUGCCACCAAGGGAUGCUCCGGCCCUGACGUCCCAUUCCGAGCCGGCCGCACCGAUGCCGGCAAGCCUGGACCCUCCGGUGUCCCUGAGCCUUCCACCAACUUGAAGGAGACCUUUGCCGCUUUCCAAAAGGCUGGCUUCACCAAGGAGGACAUGACUGCCAUGGUUGCUUGUGGUCACGCUCUCGGUGGUGUUCACAGUGUUGACUUUCCUGAUGUCACUGGCAUCAAGGCUGACCCCAACAAUGACACAUCCGUCCCCUUCCAGAAGGAUGUCUCUAGCUUCCACAACGGUGUCGUCACCGAGUACCUGGACGGUACUACCAAGAACCCUCUCGUUGUUGCCAAGAACAACACCCUCAACUCCGACAAGCGCAUCUUCGACAAUGACCGUGCUACCAUGAAGAAGCUUGCUACCAAGCAGGGCUUCAACACCAUGUGCGCCGAUGUCUUUGCUCGCAUGAUUGACACCGUCCCCAAGAGCGUGCAGCUCAGCGACGUCAUCUCUCCCUACGAUGUCAAGCCUUACGUUAACGAGCUGUCCCUCAACAGCAAGGGCCAGAUCGUCUUCAAGGGUGCCAUCCGCCUCAUGACCACCAACAACAUCCGAGACGGCGAAGAUCUCAUCGUCCAGCUUGUCUACAUGGGCCACGACGGCAAGAAGACCACUGUUCCCACAACCAAGGCUAUGUGGCAGGCUGGCAGCUCUUUCGGCUCCGGUCAGAUCUUUGUCAACUUUGAGUUCGAUACCACCAUCAACGCCAAGACUGGUAUCACCAAGUUUUGGAUCAAGGAGACCAAGAAGUCCACCAAGGUCAGCAAGUCCCAUGACAACCAGGGCACCCACGGUUACAAGGUCGACGACACCGUCUUGUACCAGAUCCAUGACUCUUGUCUUACCGCUGAGAAGUUGCCCAACGCUCCCAUGACUGUCACCGCCGUUGUUCGAGACAGCCAGGCCAAGAACGCUUUGACCCUCAAGGUUGCCGACAAGCUUCCCCAGAAGGGAACCCUGGUCCCUAAACUUCAGACCCAGGUUGUUCCCUUCAAGGCCACUGGCAAGAAGCAGAAUGGUUACACUGCAUUCAAGGCCUCGACCAAGGUCCACGAUUACAGCAUUUGGUUCGAUAUCUCUCUUGCUGGAAACGCUGCUGCUGGCGUUCAGUUCCAGGGAGCACUGCCCUUGACUGCUUGCUCUUAG
Messenger RNA from Fusarium venenatum, 1590 nucleotides. Its product is annotated as heme peroxidase. The record is from RefSeq and is a predicted model, not a curated record. NCBI's taxonomy places the organism in Eukaryota, Fungi, Ascomycota, Sordariomycetes, Hypocreales, Nectriaceae. Gene Ontology annotation, biological process: cellular response to oxidative stress; hydrogen peroxide catabolic process; response to reactive oxygen species. Gene Ontology annotation, molecular function: heme binding; peroxidase activity.